This is a messenger RNA of Phyllopteryx taeniolatus (common seadragon), 3762 nucleotides long. It is a transcript of the gene atf5a, whose product is annotated as activating transcription factor 5a. NCBI's taxonomy places the organism in Eukaryota, Metazoa, Chordata, Actinopteri, Syngnathiformes, Syngnathidae. The record is from RefSeq and is a predicted model, not a curated record. Gene Ontology annotation, molecular function: RNA polymerase II transcription regulatory region sequence-specific DNA binding; DNA-binding transcription activator activity, RNA polymerase II-specific. Bases 830 to 2314 code for a protein of 494 amino acids. Gene Ontology annotation, cellular component: nucleus. Gene Ontology annotation, biological process: regulation of transcription by RNA polymerase II. The transcript has 4 exons.
UGCAACAGCUAUCCCACUUCGUACACAUCGAUAAAGUGUUGGGCCUGUUUCAAGCGAUGACGGCUGCUUUAAAACAAUAACACCGGGCGUUAAUGGGUAAAAUGUGGUCUAUAAUCGAUCCCGUGGUUGGGUUCUCGCGAGGAUUGUUUCCCGGAAGUGGAGGUGAACACACAACAUAGCAACAAUCUUCCGUCGGAAAAAGAGAGGAAAUAUAAAAAAAGAAAGAAAUGCAUAAACUGUCAAAUCUCGAUACAUUUGGUCUCGCAAUGACGACGUGAUUGAUGUAACGUAGGUCCCAUUGCCCGACUUUUAACACUAAAACGAGUCAAUGACUUCUGCCUCGACAGCUUGAAUAUUUUACUGACGUACUAAAAUGUGGCUUAUUUUAUGUAUCAUUCAAUAAACUGCUGGUGUUAUUUUGGCGAAAAGCCACACGUAAUUGGACGGUUGAGCUUGUACGGGACGCGGCGGAGGCGGAGGGACACCGAGCUCAGUAGCGGUGAUGUCAUUGGUUGCUAGGUGAAAGUGUCCAUGAUGCUUCUCACUAAGAUGCUUGUUGCUCAGACUACUACUCGCCCGCCACGCUGCAAGUACCGCACCACGUCGUCGUCUGCGCCGAGCUGGCACUAUGGCUUUUUGACUUUUACAAGAAGUUGUAACCGAGAAGACGCCGUGCUUUGCUUUGGCAACGCACUCCCAAGCUCUCUAUACUAUUUCUCUGCAAGAAUGGAGUUUCACUAUGCCCACCCAGCCCUGCUCUCUGAGGCCCAGCUGUCAGACCGCGACUGCCCCCAGCGCAUGCUCCGACUUGGACUGAACCGAAGCGCCGAUGGACAGAAUGAUGAUAGCGACACCGGCUCCUGUUUGGAAUACGCUUCGUGCGUGCCAGGCAGACCCCCUCGCUCUCUCUCACCCACAGGCUAACCGCAGCCAAUCACAGGGGUGCAGGGGGGAGGUGUCAGAGGGGAGUCAGCACUUAAUUGGUGAUGGUCUCACCGACUGGAUGACGGAAGAAGUGGACUUCUCCUCGUACCUCCCGAACCCUCCCUCCCCUCCUACCUCCGCCAAUGCCUCUCUCCCCCCGUCACCCCUUCACAAUGAUAUCCAUGUGCCCUCUGACUUAGAGGUUAUGACCUCUCUGCUGCAAGAGGAACUCGCCCAACUGGAAGACUACUUCCUGUCUGAGCCACUGCCGGAGAAAGGUCCGAGGCCGGGGAAAUACGACCGGGCUCCUCCGGUGACGGGUCCUCAGGCGUUCAGUCAACCGCCCUAUGCAUCGUACUCCGCACCCAGCCAAUCGGAAUCCAGCCCAUUUCUUCUCACUCUGGCGAGCGGAGAACUGGACUUGCUCGGCGUGUGUGGCGGGCCUGUAGCGCGAUCUAAAAUUCCCAGGCACACCCCGUAUAGCUGCGGUCGCCCCAGCCCGUGCGUUAGGAAAAGAAUCCCAGACACGGUGAGGUUAAGUGAAAGUUAUGACAACAGUUCAAGUUCCAAAGCAAGCAACUCAGGUAACUCGGCACUCACUUAUUGCUGUGUGGAAGAGGAGCAGUUAGUCGGCAAAGGCUACUGUCUGGGCAGUGCGGUCGAGCUCCGAAAAUGCGCCAUUCUCGCCAAAGACGAGAAAAACUGCUGCUUCAGUCACAACGCAAAGGUCGCCGCCGGCGGGGGCGGAUGCCAUUUUGGCGCAUCACUUGACGACUCGCCAAAGAAAGAAGAUCUGCUGAUGUAUAGCAUGAGAGAGGUGAGUGGCGGCACCGCUAACAGCGAGGUGCUCACCAGCAUCAAAGCUGGUGUGGAGGUGACAAAAGCGACAGUUUCUUGGAAAGCCCAGAGCAGUGAAAGUUGUUAUCUUUCUGGAACACCCCAGUCUGAGACCUAUCAUAGCUUCUUCACCGAGCAGGUCAAAGCGGAGAAUCUGCAGAUAGGGCAGCAUGACUUGCACUGUAAUUUCCUGGAGGAUCCGGGUCCAGAGUGUCUUCUGAUGGCAAGGGACAGUCUGAACUUAGAAUCUUGCAGGUUGAAGGAAGACCACUGUGCUGUGAAAUACCAAUUUGAUGUCAUUCCCGCAGAAGGCAGAGGAGAGCGCAAACAGAAGAAGAGAGAUCAGAACAAAACAGCUGCUCACAGGUAUCGCCAAAGAAAAAGGGCGGAAUUAGAUUCUUUGGAAGAACAGCUGCAUUGCCUGGAAGGGAGGAACCGUGAGCUGCGGGACAAGGCGGAGUCUGUAGAGCGUGAAAUCCAGUACGUCAAAGACCUCCUGAUCGAAGUUUACAAGGCCAGAAGCCAAAGGCUAAAGCAGGACACAACAGGAUAACCCCAAAGUCAGAGCAGGGAAGUUGUGAAGCUUUCAGUGUCAUUUUGAUUGUCCGGGAUAGAAUUUUGCUUUUCUUUUCUUGAAUGAUGAGUGUGUGUUUUAGUCAUCACAAAACAAGGCAAUGGUAGUAACAUUGCUGUCACACUCCACCUCUUGAGGCCAGCCAGCAAUGCUGUAAUGACAAUCAUCUUCAUGCUGUGUUACUCGUACUUAUUUGAAGAAAAAAAAACAACAACCAAACGUUGAUGAUGCGAGUUUAAGAUUUUACUAGCCUUACAUUAGAAUUGAUGUCAACGGUAAAUCUUUUUUUCCCUGUUCAAUUUCCUUUUCAACGAUUUUCUGUAGAAAAGAUGAAUGCCUCAAUUUAUUCAUUCAAACUUAAAAAUGUUUCUACUGCUCUUUUUUCAAUGAUAUUUGUCUUCCUAUCAAUAUUUUAAACAACAGUAAUUGUUUUGGAAUAUGAAUUGACCUGAAUGAUACUAUUCAUCAUUUGAACCCCAAAAAAUGCAGUAUACUUUUUUCAUGUUUAAUAUUAAUACAUAUGUUUGAUUUUAUUGCAGUGUUUUAUUCUAAAUAAUAUUGUUUUCAAAAGUUAGAGGGCACUUAUUGAUUUCAGCUUUAAGGCAGCACUACUGAAUAACAUUUUAUUGUUCGGAGCAGGUACAUUUUCCCGUGUCUGUUACACUUUUGUUUGAUUUUUAUUUUUGUAAUUUUAUGAUUGUUUAUAUUGUAAAGACAUGUCGAUAUAUAUGGCAUAUCCCCCCCCCCCCCCCCCCCCCCCGAUCAUAUCACAAAUAAUACAGUAUAUUCACGCAGCUCAGGAUAUACAAUUUGCUCUCCAAUCAAUCAUAUUGCCCUUUGAUGCUUAGUGACAGAAGAGGAAAAUAUUCAUGCGUCUUACAUGUAACCUUAAAGAUAUUCCACAUAAGCCUUUUUUGUGAGUUAUUGUAACUACAUUUUUGCUGCAUGUCUUUCUGAAAGAAAAAAAAAAGGUACAUUUUGGGAUGAAUCAGGAUUCUUAUUAACGCAAUAUGUCUCAUGAGCCUCAGGCUAAUCUGCACUAAUUUAUACAAACUUUUAUAUGUUAAGCGAAUAGAGUGUAAUAGUCCUCGCUUUGUAGCAAAUUAAAUGAGAAAAGCCUUGUUAACAAUGAGCCUGCAUGCGUAAUUUUGAUUUCCACUGCUGGCAGAAUAGAUUCUUACUGGGCAUAUUUUCCUAUGCAUUUAUUUAAAGACAAUCUUGAAUAUAAGCUUGGAUAUUAUUUCUUCGAUUCCACAAAAUCCCAUAGCUUUGCGUCCCUGCUGUGUACGAUCAAGUCGAGUCGGUGCCAACGUGAUACAAUAUUAGAUCAAAAAUGUUCUUAUUUAAAUUCCAUUUCAUGAUCAAAUCAGUGUAGUUGUCUAUUAUUGAUUUUUUUUCCUGUUGAAAAUAAAAGUGUGGCAUUGCAA